UCGCGCGGCCGGACCCAAGCUUCCGUCUUCCCGCAGCACCACCUGGACUAGAUUCAACUCGGAGAGAGAGACAGGCGUUAAAACCAGCAGAGCCACCUGAGGGGCGCAGGGUCCCGCCCGGGCUUGGGGGCGGUCCAGGCAGCCAGCAUCCUCGCGCCGCCCAUGCGCCACGCCCUCCGGCCCUCCCUGGCUCCAUAUUGCAGGAAAGCGGGCUAGGGUGUGACGCUGCUUUCUGGUUCAGUCCUUGACCCUUACCAGACGUCCAGGUAACCAAGAUGCAGAGGGGAAUGGCUAAACCGGUGGACAAGUGAAAAGACGCAAGAAUGUCAUACCCAGGCUACCCCCCGACAGGCUACCCACCUUUCCCUGGAUAUCCUCCUGCAGGUCAGGAGUCCUCUUUCCCCACUUCGGGUCAGUAUCCGUACCCUAGUGGCUUUCCACCAAUGGGAGGAGGUGCUUACCCACCAGCUCCAAGUGGUGGCUACCCAGGAGCUGGAGGCUACCCCUCACCUGGAGGUUAUCCAGCCCCUGGGGGCUAUCCUGGAACCCUAAAUCCAGGGGGUCCUCCAGCCUAUCCUGGAGGCCAAGGCUUUGGGGCCCCACCUGGUGGAGCAGGCUUUGCUGGCUAUCCACAGCCACCUGCACAGUCUUACGGCGGUGGACCAGCCCAGGUUCCAGUCCCAGGUGGCUUUCCUGGAGGGCAGAUGCCAUCUCAGUACCCCGGAGGACAGUCUCCCUACCCUGGCCAGCCUGCUGCGAUGACUCAGGGCACCCAAGGAACCAUCCGCCCAGCCUCCAACUUCGAUGCUAUGAGGGAUGCAGAGAUUCUCCGCAAAGCAAUGAAGGGGUUUGGGACUGAUGAGCAAGCGAUUGUGGAUGUCGUGUCCAACCGUUCCAAUGACCAGAGGCAACAAAUUAAAGCAGCUUUUAAGACCAUGUAUGGCAAGGAUUUAAUUAAAGAUCUCAAGUCAGAGUUGAGUGGAAACAUGGAAGAAUUAAUCCUUGCCCUGUUCAUGCCUCCUACGUACUAUGAUGCCUGGAGUUUGCGGAAGGCGAUGCAGGGAGCAGGAACUCAAGAGCGUGUGUUGAUAGAGAUUUUGUGCACAAGAACAAAUCAAGAAAUCCGAGACAUUGUUAGAUGCUAUCAAUUAGAGUUUGGACGCGAGCUCGAGAGAGACAUUAGAUCGGAUACCUCAGGACAUUUCGAACGGCUCCUCGUGUCCAUGUGCCAGGGAAACCGUGACGAGAGCCCGAGUGUAAACCACCAGAUGGCCCAGGAAGACGCCCAGCGCCUCUAUCAGGCUGGGGAGGGGAGGCUAGGGACAGACGAAUCCUGUUUCAACAUGAUCCUCGCCACAAGGAGCUUCCCUCAGCUGAGAGCCACCAUGGAGGCCUAUUCCAGGAUGGCUAAUCGAGAUUUGCUAAGCAGUGUGAGCAGGGAAUUUUCCGGAUACGUUGAAAGCGGUUUGAAGACCAUAUUGCAGUGCGCCCUCAACCGCCCUGCCUUCUUCGCCGAGCGACUCUACUAUUCCAUGAAAGGCGCUGGAACGGAUGACUCCACCCUGGUCAGGAUUGUGGUCACUCGGAGUGAGAUUGACCUCGUUCAGAUAAAACAGAUGUUCACCCAGAUGUAUCAGAAGACCCUAAGCACGAUGAUUGCAAGUGACACCAGUGGAGAUUACAGGAAGCUGCUCCUGGCCAUCGUUGGCCAGUGAUGGGGAUUUUUUUCCCUUUAAGGAAUGAAGCUCUUCAGGGCCCAUCUUUCCGAGCAAUGAGACCUGCAUGCAGCCACGUCAGACACCAGCUGACCAGACGAGUGCUUUUCCACUGAGGCCUGUCAGGGGGUGUGCUGCGUUUGCACAUGUUGUCACUGCCUUAAUUCUAAUGUCAGUCUCUUUCUUUCUGUAUCCAAUCAGCGUAAAAGCCAUGUCAAUGACAUAGUAAUGUAAUAUUUGUAAAGCUUCACUCCCACUGCUUUCACUUUAAUCCGGAUUUCAAAUUAAAUAAAAUUCACAGCAAUCUCUAAUUCUGUGUAACGUUAAAAGAACGAGAGAAUGAGAACGGUGUUCAUUAAAACAUGCCGUUCUGGUUUUGCAGAAGGUGAUAUUCAGUUUAGGAAUAAGCCUCCGUGACUCACAUCCAUGGCUAAAGUUUCCUGGUAAAAAGGGAAUUAAACUGUCUCAGCUAGUAAUAGUGCAGGACGGAAAGGCCAUGUGGUGUUCCCCUAAAUACGACAGUCUAUGCAGGCAAGCUUCUCGGAGGUUCUGGAAAUGUCACUUGGUGUUCUUGAGACCCCUUUCCAUCCCAAGGCCAGCAGUUGUCAGCCAUUAGUAACGCACCACACUGUGUGGUAGGAGUGCCUUGAACACCACACAGCUCUGACAGUGGCGUCCUGUGCAAGGCUGGCCCUCGUGGUAACCAGCAUGUCCCUGAGACCAUCGAGAGCUUAACUGGAAGCAGGGGAAAGCUGCUCCUCUUCUUCCUCCUCCUCUUCCUUCUCUUCCUCCUCCUCCUCUUCCUCCUCCUUCUCCUCCCCCAUAGCCCAGGUCUUUGAGUAACCUGAUUACUUCUGUGCUCCUACCCAGUUCCAGUGAAUGAGGAAAAAGGCAAGCACCAUUUUACAUUUAAUUGCCACAAGGAAAAUGACUUCUAAAAGCCUCCGUUUUCUGUCUUUUAACAGAUUUUAUGUGCACGAGUGUUUGUCUGCGUACAUGCACAUGCACCCAACCACUUGCAUGCCUAUUUUCCUGAGGAGGCCAGGAGAGGUUUUGGAAACCCUGAAAUGGAGAUUAUAGAUGCUUGUGAACUAGCCACUCAGUGCUGGCAUCAGAACCCAGGUCCUCUGUUUGGUUUAUUAGAAUAGAAAAGUGAAAAGCUAUAAUCUGAGCUUUGAUUUUAAGAUAAAUGUUUAAACAGUCUGGACUCAUGACUUUACAGAAACAAUAAAAUUGUAUAAUACUUUAAAACCACA
This is a messenger RNA of Rattus rattus (black rat), 2971 nucleotides long. RefSeq names its product annexin A7 (gene Anxa7). Gene Ontology annotation, cellular component: cytoplasm. Lineage: Eukaryota; Metazoa; Chordata; Mammalia; Rodentia; Muridae. The record is from RefSeq and is a predicted model, not a curated record. The transcript has 14 exons. Gene Ontology annotation, molecular function: calcium-dependent phospholipid binding; calcium ion binding. The coding region runs from base 324 to 1715 and encodes 463 amino acids.